AUGAGCGACCCCGAGAAGCGUCCAUCUGUCAGUCCCCUUGACGUCAAUCUCAGCAGCUCUGGCUCGUCCGUCGAGAAACAUGGCGAACACGACGUGGUCAACGCGUACGAUGUCGACGUCGCGGCCCAGCUCACCUCAGGAACGGAGGUCGCCAUCGACCCCGCAGAGUCUGCCAGAGUCCGAAGAAAGAUCGACAUGCAUUUGAUGCCUCUCAUGUGUGUUAUGUAUCUUAUGCAGUUCGCCGACAAGACGACAUUAGGACAGUCUGCGGUCCUGGGCCUCCUGACCGGUGACCAUCUGACGCAAAACCAAUUCAACUGGCUCGGAACGAUCUUUUAUCUCUUCUAUCUCGGCUUUGAGUUCCCGCAGAAUUACGCGCUGCAGCGGUUCCCGGUCGGGAAAUGGGUCAGUAUCAAUAUAUUCAUUUGGGCUGUUGCGUUGCUCUGUCAUGCGGCAGCGAAGACCUUUGGCCAGCUGUUUGCCUGCCGGGUCUUCCUCGGCAUCUGCGAGGGUGCAAUCACCCCCGGGUUCAUGAUCGUCACAUCCAUGUUUUACACUCGCCAAGAACAGACCCAGAGAGUAGGUUAUUGGUUCCUGAUGAAUGGCGCCGCCAUAAUCAUGCUCGGUCUCAUCGCAUAUGGGACACUACAUAUUCAUUCGAGCGUAUUGAUGCCAUGGCAAUGGUUGAUGAUUAUCUUCGGUAUCAUCACUUUUGUGGUCUCCAUACUUUUCUGGUUCUUUUUCCCUGACUCGCCGGCGACUGCAUCGUUCCUGACCCCCGAAGAGAAAGUGAUCGCUAUCGAGCGUAUCAAAGUAAACCAGGCCGGUGUCGAGAACAAGCACUUUAAGAUGGACCAGCGCGUCCUCAGAUUCGUCGAGUGCUUCAAGGACCCGAAGACAUGGCUUUUCUUCUUCUUUGCCGCUAUCUCGAACGUCACAAACUCGCUCAGUAACCAGCGACAAAUCAUCGUCGCAGAGUUCGGCUUCACCGAUAUACAGACAACGUUGCUAGGUUGUGUCGACGGUGUCGUUGAGAUCAUCGUGAUCUACUGCACGACGACGUCCGCGGCGUAUUGGCCAAACGGGCGAGCAUACUCCGGGGCGCUUGCGUAUUGUGUCGCCAUUCUCGGCUCGAUCCUCGUUAAUGCGCUUCCGUCCAAGGAUCGAGUUGGUUUGCUGUUCUGCUACUGGAUAUCUAUUUCUGAGAUUGCUCCGUUCGUUGUCAUGCUGGCAUGGGUUGGCUCGACCACGGCCGGGCACACCAAACGCGUGACAACCAAUGCAGUCGUCAUGGUCGGCUACGCAGUUGGCAAUGCCGUUGGCCCACAAUACUGGAAGGCCGAGUAUCAACCGCGCAACCACAUCCCGUGGGCGAUUCUUACCGCGUGCUGGUUCGUCUCCGGCAUGUUGCUGCUCGUCACGCGGUGGUACCUUGCGCGCGAGAACGCGAAGCGUGACCGAGAGGCUCACGACCCGACGUAUGAUGACGUCUACAUCACUGACGAGGCGACACAAUCGGAGAAGAAGGUCGACAAGGCUUUCCUCGACCUCACGGAUAUCCAGAAUAGGGAUUUCCGAUACGUGCUUUGA
Postia placenta MAD-698-R-SB12 is the source of this 1590-nucleotide messenger RNA. RefSeq lists its product as hypothetical. Gene Ontology annotation, biological process: transmembrane transport. Gene Ontology annotation, cellular component: membrane. The record is from RefSeq and is a predicted model, not a curated record. The transcript is spliced from 16 exons. The coding region runs from base 1 to 1590 and encodes 529 amino acids. Gene Ontology annotation, molecular function: transmembrane transporter activity. NCBI's taxonomy places the organism in Eukaryota, Fungi, Basidiomycota, Agaricomycetes, Polyporales, Adustoporiaceae.